Messenger RNA from Haliotis rubra (blacklip abalone), 844 nucleotides. RefSeq lists its product as uncharacterized. Bases 99 to 422 code for a protein of 107 amino acids. NCBI's taxonomy places the organism in Eukaryota, Metazoa, Mollusca, Gastropoda, Lepetellida, Haliotidae. The record is from RefSeq and is a predicted model, not a curated record. The transcript has 4 exons.
CGAUUGGCAGGUAUGAAAACAUUAUCUAGACCCAAUUUGGUUGUGAUUUCAAGACAAAAGUUGAAAAUGACCACUUUGGCACAUAAAUCGUUGUUUUGAUGAAAUCUCACGAGUUCGCGUGCCCACCGACUCAUUAUUUCCGGUUUCGUCUGUCAACACAUGGUUUCGUCUGUCAACACAUGAUCAGGGUGAAUAAAGUUUACUGUGAGCACUGUAAUCAAUAUGUCUCACGUAAAACAGCAUACAAUCACAAGAGAUGGCUUACUAACAAUGAUAAAGCAAGUGCCCCAUCCUUGAUUGACCAAAACAAAGAGGAGGUUCCAGAUCUGGUGUUCUGUCCAACCAUGUUGUUCAACAAUGAAUUUUACACCUCGGAAGGAUAUGGGCAGUGCAGCACCCCUGACAUUAUCAUGGACCGAUGACAGAUCCAACAUAUCAGCAUCAAGUUACCGCUCAGGAAAGAUAAAAUACUUCCUGAAACACACAAUUGAGACAACCGGGGAAACUUUCACAGACCAUAUAUUUGCUGUUGUCGAGUGGUACAAGUCAUCGGACUCCAACCUCGGUUAUUUGCCACCAACCUGAGUUUGGCAAAGCAGACAACUAAGCCCUGGACCUGCCUCAUUCAUCCCAAUCCACAGAAUCCAGUCUAAGUGUGCCUGGUGCACUGAGAGAGCUGGACAAAGGCCAUAUUUAAUUGUUGUUCCUUUACCUCACCAUUUGUAUGUAUAAAUACAAUGUUUUUGCGCAAUCUUUUGUGUAUGGUAGUGUAAAUAUGAUACUACCUCAUUUCUCUGUUGAUAGUGAAAAAACAAAGAAGGGAAAGAAAUGAAAGAAAUGAAAA